This is a messenger RNA of Oryza brachyantha (malo sina), 1377 nucleotides long. RefSeq names its product CCR4-NOT transcription complex subunit 9-like. Gene Ontology annotation, biological process: mRNA catabolic process; negative regulation of translation. Bases 72 to 1061 code for a protein of 329 amino acids. The record is from RefSeq and is a predicted model, not a curated record. Lineage: Eukaryota; Viridiplantae; Streptophyta; Magnoliopsida; Poales; Poaceae. Gene Ontology annotation, cellular component: CCR4-NOT core complex; CCR4-NOT complex; P-body. The transcript is spliced from 9 exons.
UUUCCUGUGCUAAUUUCUCAUUUUUAGGGUACUCCUCUCUCUCUCCACUCCACCGCCGCCGUCUCCGCGAGAUGGCGAAUCUGCCGCCGUCCCUCUCCAUCGGCGCCGCCUCCUUCGCCGCGCCCUCGCCGCCCCCGCCGUCGCCCGGCGCGUCGUCGUCGUCGUCGUCGGCCCCCGGGGCCGCCGCCGCCGCCAAGGACCGGAAGAUGGCGUCCGCGGAGCAGCUCGUGCUCGACCUCUGCGACCCCGAGCUGCGGGAGAACGCCCUCCUCGACCUCUCCAAGAAGCGAGAGAUUUUUCAGGAUCUUGCUCCACUCCUAUGGCAUUCCUAUGGAACAAUUGCUGCACUACUCCAGGAGAUUGUAUCAAUCUAUCCAUCACUUUCACCCCCAACAUUAUCGCCAGGGGCAUCAAACCGUGUCUGCAAUGCACUUGCACUUCUUCAGUGUGUUGCAUCACACAGUGACACGAGGAUUCCUUUCUUGACUGCUCACAUUCCACUGUAUCUGUACCCUUUCUUGAAUACUACUAGCAAGACAAGGCCUUUUGAAUACUUGAGGCUUACCAGCUUGGGUGUGAUUGGUGCACUUGUGAAGGUUGAUGAUUCUGAAGUCAUUGGGUUUCUGCUGCAAACUGAAAUAAUUCCUCUCUGUCUGCGUACUAUGGAGAUGGGUAGUGAACUUUCAAAAACGGUUGCCACCUUUAUUGUUCAAAAGAUUCUGCUUGAUGACGUUGGGCUUCGCUACAUAUGUGCUACCGCUGAACGUUUCUUUGCCGUAGCCAGUGUUCUGUCACAGAUGGUUCAGGCACUUGCCGAACAACCUUCUCCAAGACUACUGAAGCACAUAAUUCGUUGUUACCUUAGGCUGUCAGAAAACAGCAGGGCAUGUACAGCCCUCAACAGUUGCCUCCCCACCGCGCUGAAAGAUGGGACCCUCAACAACUUCCUUCAGGAUGAUCAUGUCACAAGGCGAUGGCUCCAGCAGCUGCUGCACAACAUGACUAUGGCUGGCAUGGGAGGAGCUCCUCAUGGGGGCCUGGAUCACAUCAUGGGGAUGUGAUUAUCUGAACGAAGCUGGCUGUACCAACUCAUGCAGGAUAGCAACUCAUCAUCUGUCUGAAGUCAGAACUAGUCCAUCUGUAGGUAGCCUAGCAUUCUAGCAAAAAGAUUAUACUUUUAGUUUUUACCUUUAAAAAGACAAUGGCUGAUGGCCAUUGAAGGAUACGAAAUAUGUUGGUUGUAGUUAAAGGUACUGCUUGCUAUCCUGUGAUGCUGUAAAAAUGCAACAGACAUGAGGAGCUCUUUGCACAAGUGCUCUCAGCUUUUGGUGAACAUUCCAAAAUGUAGAAACAAAGGUAAAAACAGCACAAGCUUUA